Molecule: messenger RNA, 2377 nt
Organism: Humulus lupulus (European hop)
Lineage: Eukaryota; Viridiplantae; Streptophyta; Magnoliopsida; Rosales; Cannabaceae
Product: J protein JJJ2-like
Exons: 2
Coding region: 373-2097 (574 amino acids)
Source: RefSeq, a predicted model, not a curated record
GUCGUAAUGAAAAAUGAGUAAAGGAGAAAACCCUAGAAUAAAUUAUGAAAGAAUACUUUGCUUUCUCACUUUGCUUCUGUCAAAUUUGACAUUGCUGCCGGACGGGCACCACCAGCUCCGCCCUACAACGACUCCCAUCGGUCCCCGCCACUGCCAGUGCGACCCUCCGCCCAGAUCCCCAAUCCGCCACCACUCGUAUCAUAACAUGGUUUUUUCCCCAAUAGGAUUUUCUACCACUGAAAUCAAUUGAAGAAUGAUAGAACAUGGAACUUUUAGAGUGCUCUUUGAUAGCUGUUUAUAUUUAGAUCAACCAGCUGCUUGCUGGCUGUUACCAUUAAAUUUAUAAUAAGCACACGAAGAUUGGCGUGGAAAAUGGAGUGCAAUAAAGAUGAGGCCGCUAGGGCUAAAGAGAUUGCAGAAAAGAAGUUCUUGGCAAAGGACAUUAUGGGUGCAAAAAGGUUUGCUUUGAAGGCACAAACUUUAUUUCCUGGACUUGAAGGUAUCCCCAAAAUGUUAUCAACGCUCGAUGUAUAUAUUUCUGCUGAGAACAAGAUAAGUGGAGAGGCUGAUUGGUAUGGGAUACUUGGUGUGGAUCAAAAAGCAGAUGAUGAGACAGUUAGGAAACAGUAUAGGAAGCUUGCUCUUAUGCUUCACCCUGAUAAGAACAAGUCCAUAGGAGCUGAUGACGCUUUUAAGCUUAUUUCACAAGCAUGGGCUUUGUUGUCUGAUAAAGCCAAGAGAGUAGCUUAUGACCAAAAGAGGAACUCAACAAUGAGUCAAAAAAUUUCUAAUACAAGUGCAAAUGGAUCAGCAGCAUCAGGGGCGAAUUCCACAAAAACUACUACAUCUAAGGCGAAACCUCCGAAAAGUACCACUUGUGCAGGUUCCUCAACUCAUAAGCCAGAGGUGAAUUCCACAAAACCUAGAAACUCUAGGGCAAAGCCUCCAAAAACUGCCCCUCCAAAAGGUCACUCCUCAACUCCUGCUUCAUCUCAAAAGGCAGGGGUAAAUUCCACAAAAAAUACAGAAUCUAGUGCAAGUCCUCCGAUGUGUACCACUUCAGCAGGCCACUCAACUGCUGCUUCAACUUGUAAACCAGGGGUGAAUUCCACAAAAACUAGAAACUCUAGGGCAAAGCCUCCAAAAAUUGCCACUCCAGCAGGUGACUCCUCCGGAACUCCUGCUUCAACUCAAAAGCCAGAGGUAAAUUCCACAAAAAAUACAGAAUCUAGAGCAAGACCUCCCAAAUGUACGACUUCAGCUGGCCACCCAACUCCUGCUUCAACUUGUGAACCAGGGGUGAAUUCUACUAAAAGUACAGGAUCUGGGACAAGUCCUCCAAAAUGUACCAUUCCAGCAGGUCAUUCCACAAAAAAUACAGAAUCUAGUGCAGGGCCUCUGAAAAGUACCACUCCAGCAGGUCACUCAACUCACAAGACAGAGAUAAAUUCCACAAAAAAUACAGAAUCUAGCACAAGUCCUUUGAAAAGUACCAUUCGAGCAGAUCACUCAACUCCUUCAAGUCAGAUGCAAAAUUCCAAUACCUUUUUUUGGACAGCAUGCCAUCGCUGCAAGAAGGACUACAAAUUUCUCAGAUUUUAUCUUAAUCAUAAGCUCCAAUGCUACGAUUGUCAUGAGCCAUUUCUUGCAGUAGAAACAACUCUGCCUCCUAAUGGCUUGAAGUCACCAAAAUCUUUGCAGCAACAAAAGAAGUCAAUUAAGCAAAAAGCUACUAAAAAGACAUCUAAUCCAAAAAAGAAAAGUUCUGCCUCUCAAAAUGCAGGAACUGGAGGGCUUAAUGGUUCAGAUACACAAAACCAAAGCAAGUUUGAUUGGGCUACAUUCUCGAGAACAACUGGUGCUUCAGCUGCUGCUCAAGCUGCAACUAUGGUACAACAGGUCUUUCAUACGCUUAAGAGAGGAUUUGAGGAGGUCCAUGCAACAGCAAUGGAAAGAGAGGAAUUGUGGCGAAAGAACCGCCGCUCUCCUAGGAAGAUGAAUGGUGAUUCUUCAGUGAGUUCUAAUAUCGAUGACAAAAUGUCAAAGCAUCAUGCCAAAGACACAGAAAGAACUAGUAAAAAACCAAAGAGAAAGUGAUGACAUUAGGUCUAGUAGUAUUUUGGGGCUAAUUUCUUACUGGUAGGAGUGCCUUGGUAGUUUAAAGUUUUCUUUUAUUUGUCUGUGUAAAGUUUCAAGCUUGAACCUAAUUUCCUCUUUAGUUAAAGUUUGUGUACUGACAAAUUAUGUGUUCGUGUACAUAUCUCUAUACAAAGCUGAGGCUAGUAACCUUGGGUGACAUUAAGUUGCCAGAAGAGCUUGGAAUAUGGACAAAUUUAGACUACGGAUAUGAAUAGAGCAAGUUUUACUAUGCAAAGAA